AUGGCCCUAGAGAUCCACAUGCCAGAACCCUUGUGCCUCAUUGAGAACAGUGAAGAGCAGCUGGUGGUCAACCAGGAGGCCCUGGACAUCCUGUCUGGCAUCAUGCAGCCUGUCGUGGUGGUGGCUAUUGUGUGCCUCUACCACACGGGCAAAUCCUACUUAGUGAACAAGCUGGCUGGGCAGAAAAGGGGCUUUUCUGUAGGAUCCACAGUGCAGUCUCACACCAAGGGAAUCUGGAUGUUGUGUGUGCCUCAUCCUAAGAAGCCAGACCAGACCCUAGUUCUGCUUGACACUGAGGGCCUGGGAGAUGUGGAGAAGGUUGAUGAGAAGAUUGGCACCAAAAUCUUCGCACUGGCAAUCCUUCUGAGCAGCACUUUUAUUUACAACACCAUGAACAAAAUUGAACAGGGAGCUACUGACCUGCUGCACAACAUGACAGAGCUGACAGAUCUGCUCAGGACAAGAAACUCCCCUGACUUUUAUGGGAUUGAAGAUGAUGCUGACUUUGCAAGCUUCUUUCCAGACCUAGUAUGGACCUGAGAUUUCUACCUAGGCCUGGAAACAGAUGGACAUCUCAUCACAGCAGAUAAAUACCUGGAGAAUUCACUGAGGCUGAAACCAGGUAAAAAUCAAAAAAUUCAAAAUUUCAACUUGCCCCAUCUGUGUAUACAGAAAUUCUCUCCAGUAAAAAAAUGCUUUAUCUUUGAUUCACCCACUCACUGGAAGAAGCUUGCCCAGCUUGAAACACUGUAUGAUGAUGAGCUGGAUCCUGAAUUUGUGCAGCAAGUGUCAGAGUUUUGUUCCUACAUCUUCAGUCAUUCCAAGACCAAGACUCUUCCAGGAGACAUCAAAGUCAAUGGCCCUCGUCUGGAGAACCUGGUGCUAACCUACGUCAAUGCCAUCAACAGUGGGGAUCUGCCCUGCAUGGAGAAUGCAGCAGCCUUGGUCCAGGUAGAGAACACAGUUGUGGUGCAAAAGGCCAUGGACCACUAUGAGCAGAAGAUGGAUCAGAAGGUACAGUUACCCACAGAAACCCUCCAAGAGCUGCUGGACCUGCAAAGGGCCUGUGAGAGAGAGGCCAUAGAAAUCUUCAGGAAGAAUUCUUUCAAAGAUGAGGACCAAAGUUUCCAGAAAGAAUUAGAAGCUCAGCUACAUGCUAAGCAAAAUGACAUUUGUAAGCAGAACUUGGACACUUCUUCAGAUCGUUGCUCAGCCUUACUUCAGGAUAUUUUUGGUCCUCUAGAAGAAGCUGUGAAGCAGGGGAUUUAUUCUAAGCCUGGAGGUCACACCCUCUUCCUUCAUAAGACAGAAGAGUUGAAGGCAAAGUACUAUCAGCAGCCCAGGAAAGGAAUCCAGGCUGAGGAAGCUCUACAGAAAUACCUAAAGUCCAAGGAGUCUGUGAGUGAAGCGAUUCUACAGACAGACCAGGCUCUCACAACCAAGGAAAAGGAGAAGGAAGCGGAACGUGUGAGAGUGGAGGCUGCAAAGCCUGAAGUACAAAGGUUGGAGGCAAUUUGCAGGUACAAUCAGCAACAGAUGGAAGAGAAAAGGAGACUCCAUCAGCAGCAAGUGAGGCAAAUGGAGAUAAACAGAGUAAACUUUCUGGCACAGCAGCAGAGGGCCCAGGAGCAAUGGAUUCGGAAAGAAGCUGAAAGAAUCAAAGCGAUCCAUGAAGAACAGAUCAGAAGACUUCAAAAUCAGCAC
Castor canadensis (American beaver) is the source of this 1704-nucleotide messenger RNA. Lineage: Eukaryota; Metazoa; Chordata; Mammalia; Rodentia; Castoridae. The record is from RefSeq and is a predicted model, not a curated record.